Molecule: messenger RNA, 952 nt
Organism: Penaeus vannamei (Pacific white shrimp)
Lineage: Eukaryota; Metazoa; Arthropoda; Malacostraca; Decapoda; Penaeidae
Source: RefSeq, a predicted model, not a curated record
ACGCGAUUUAAAAGGCCGAGGACGCCAUUUCGCCGUGAGAUUCAAACGUGUGUGCAAGCUUUGGGUGAGGCGAGGAAAAAAGGACGAUGUACGCUUUUGAUUAGAUUUUGUGCCGAGCGAGUGGUUAUUUUUUGAUUAAGGCAAGAUGACGCUAAACAGAAGAGUCCUGAAGCGGGUGCACUCUCCCAUGAAGUCACCCAAACGCAACAACACCUCCUUGCGCAAAAAGGCCCUCAUUAAACAGUGGAAUAGUGAAGUGCAGUUUGGAAAUGCCUCAAAAGCCAAUCUGAAGGUGGUGGUUCGUGUGCGACCACAAAAUGCAAAAGAGCUUGACUGCAAUGCAAGAUGUAUCGUAAAACUAGUUGAUGACCAUAUGAUGGUCUUUGACCCAAAAGAGGAAGAUGAAGAGUUUUUCUUCCGGGGAGUGCGACAGAGGACCAGAGAUUUAAAUAAGAGACAACACAAGGAGCAGAAAUUUGUCUUUGAACGUGUCUUUGGGGAGGAUUCUACUAAUGAGCAAAUUUAUGAGGAAACAACCAAAGAUCUUGUUGAUACUCUCCUGAAUGGAUAUAAUUGUUCAGUGUUUGCCUAUGGUGCAACUGGGGCUGGAAAAACCUUCACAAUGCUUGGAAAGCCAGAUAGCCCUGGCAUCACCUUUCUUACCUUGAUGGAGUUGUACCGUCGCAUAGAAGAAAUCAAGGAGGAGAAGACAUGCGAAGUUGGAAUAUCAUACCUGGAGGUCUAUAAUGAGACUGUGAGGGACCUCCUGAAUCCUGGGAAAGCCCUCAACGUACAGGAGACAGGUCAGCACGUCCAGGUCCAGGGACUGUCAUUCCACAAACCCAGAGAUGCCGAUAACCUUAUGCAGAUGCUGGCUUGUGGGAAUCAAAACCGGUCCCAACACCCAACCGAUGCUAAUGCUGAAUCGUCUAGGUCGCAUGCAGUGUUUCAA